UCUUAUUGAAGAACAUUGGGGGAAACUCCAAAAAUGGCGGCACUGAAAAAGAAAGCUAGGCUCAAGAACACGACUUUUGAUGUUAAAUCAUGGAUUAUUUGGUGCAAAUCACUCCUUGUUGAUCCAGAAAAGACAUGGAUAAUAGCGCUUCUGCUUCUGCUUGCUGAAGUUGUUGUCAAUAUUGCGGUGAUUUGGAAGAUCAAAUACACGGAAAUAGACUGGGAGGCCUAUAUGUCAGAGGUGGAAGGAUUCCUAAAUGGAACAUAUGACUACACCAAACUACAAGGUGCUACUGGACCUCUUGUGUAUCCAGCUGGGUUUGUGUACAUCUUCAGUGGAUUGUAUCACCUCACCAGCAAAGGCACAAACAUACGGAUGGCCCAGUAUCUCUUUGCUGCUCUCUACCUCCUUACAUUGAUUAGUGUCUUCUCCAUCUACAACAAAACAAAAAAGGUUCCCCCAUAUGUGUUCUUCUUCAUGUGCUGUGCUUCAUACAGAAUCCACUCCAUAUUCAUCCUCCGGCUUUUCAAUGAUCCUGUUGCAAUGAUCUUCCUUUACUGUUCAGUUAAUGCUUUCUUGGCAAAUAAUUGGAAUUUGGGUUGUCUGCUCUUUAGCUUUGGAGUAAGUGUAAAGAUGAACGUUUUGCUGUUUGCCCCCGGAUUGCUAUUCUUACUUCUGAAGAAGUUUGGUGCUUGGAGAACUAUUCCUAAGCUUGCAAUAUGUGGGGUACCACAAGUGUUGCUUGGAUUGCCAUUCCUCAUGGACAACCCUGUUGGGUAUAUUUCCCGGUCUUUUAACCUUGGUCGUCAGUUCUUCUUCAUCUGGACCGUCAACUGGAGGUUUCUCCCUGAGUGGCUCUUCCUGAACAGAUAUUUCCACGCUGCUCUACUCUUGCUCCACCUUCUCACAUUAUUCUGUUUCUAUUUAUACAAAUGGAGAGGGUCAUCUGAUAGAUUUCUUGUGUUUUUCAAGACGCCAUACAAAUGCCAAAAGAUAUCAUCAACAAAGCUGGUAACCAUUCUUUUCACAUCAAAUUUCCUUGGCAUGGUGUUCUCACGGUCAUUACAUUACCAGUUCUAUGUUUGGUAUUUUCACACAAUUCCCUACUUACUGUGGACAACAAGACUUUGGACGUCUGCCAGGAUCUUGAUACUAGGAGUGAUUGAACUGUGCUGGAACACUUAUCCAUCCACAAUAGCUAGCUCGCUUGCUUUACAUGGAUGUCACCUGGUACUUCUGGGCUCCCUGUGGUGCACUGGAGAUGAAAGUCAAGAUGAAAUAGGGAAAAACAAAUGAAUUUGUAGAGAAAAAUAUAACUGGUCUUGUAGAAUAAAUGGAAUCAAUCAGCA
Messenger RNA from Nematostella vectensis (starlet sea anemone), 1349 nucleotides. Its product is annotated as dol-P-Man:Man(5)GlcNAc(2)-PP-Dol alpha-1,3-mannosyltransferase. Gene Ontology annotation, molecular function: dol-P-Man:Man(5)GlcNAc(2)-PP-Dol alpha-1,3-mannosyltransferase activity. The transcript is spliced from 9 exons. Gene Ontology annotation, cellular component: endoplasmic reticulum. Lineage: Eukaryota; Metazoa; Cnidaria; Anthozoa; Actiniaria; Edwardsiidae. The record is from RefSeq and is a predicted model, not a curated record. The coding region runs from base 34 to 1296 and encodes 420 amino acids.